Molecule: messenger RNA, 2514 nt
Organism: Erigeron canadensis
Lineage: Eukaryota; Viridiplantae; Streptophyta; Magnoliopsida; Asterales; Asteraceae
Product: acetyl-coenzyme A synthetase, chloroplastic/glyoxysomal-like
Exons: 18
Coding region: 208-2319 (703 amino acids)
Molecular function (GO): acetyl-CoA synthetase activity; AMP binding
Source: RefSeq, a predicted model, not a curated record
GUCCCAACUCCCAACCUCUCUCCAAGAGGCGGCAUUUUUUAUAUUAAUAAAAUAUAAUAAUUCAUCCUAUUCAACAAGAACAGAACAGAUCCAUUCUUUGUACAGUCAGUCAAAAAUUUUUUGUUGAAAAACGAAGGUGAAAUAGUUGACUUUGGAAAUCAACUACCUCAGAUAUAAUAAAUAUCAGGAAGGAGGGAAAGAGUAAUCAUGGAAACAAGUAGAAAGAAGAACAUGAUCACCACAAGUAAUCACCUCCGUCAUGUUGAGUCAAUGGCGCAUCUUCCUUCCGGCGCCGGAAACAUACCUGAACUGAAUGCCGUAAUUCUCGGCGAAUCACUUGCUUCUGAAGAACAUGAUCUUAUCUUUCCCAGCGUCAGCUUCUCCGAAAAAGCAAUCGUUCCUUCUCCUCAAAAGUACUUGGAGAUGUACAAGAAUUCGAUAGAAGAUCCUGCUGGGUUUUGGUCUGAUAUUGCUUCAGCAUUCUAUUGGAAACACAAAUGGGGUAACCAGGUGUACUCCGAAAAUCUUGAUGUCACAAAGGGGAAGAUCUACAUUGAGUGGUUCAAAGGUGGUGUCACCAACAUCUGUUAUAAUUGCUUGGAUAAAAAUAUAGAGUCUGGGAAUGGUGAUAAAAUUGCACUUCUUUGGGAAGGAAACGAGCUUGAUGUUGAUGGAUCAUUGACUUACAGACAACUGCUUGAGAGAGUUUGUCAGCUCGCAAAUUUCCUGAAAGACAAUGGUGUUAAAAAGGGUGAUACUGUAAUUAUAUACUUACCCAUGAUCAUGGAACUGCCGAUCACCAUGCUGGCAUGCGCUCGUAUCGGUGCCAUUCACUCGGUUGUUUUUGCUGGAUACUCGGCAGAAUCACUUUUUCAAAGAAUUGUGGACUGCAAACCAAAAAUUGUGGUAACUUGUAAUGCAGUUAUGAGAGGGAAAAAAAUGAUCAAUCUCAAAGAGAUUGUUGAUGCUGCACUUUUUGAAUCAUCUCAAAAUGGAAUAUCUGUAGAUUCAUGCUUGACAUAUGAAAAUGAAUCAGCUAUGAAGAAGGAAGAUACUAAAUGGCAAAAGGGACGAGAUAUUUGGUGGCAGGAUGCUGUUCCUAAAUGCUCUACUACAUGUGACGUGGAGUGGGUUGAUGCAGAGGAUCCACUUUUUCUGCUUUAUACUAGUGGAAGCACCGGAAAGCCCAAGGGUGUCCUGCAUACUACCGGAGGAUACAUGAUAUAUACUGCAACAACAUUCAAAUAUGCAUUCGACUACAAAGAAUCUGAUGUAUACUGGUGUACAGCUGACUGUGGUUGGAUCACUGGUCACAGCUAUGUUACAUAUGGACCUCUGCUUAAUGGGGCGACAGUUGUACUUUAUGAAGGGGUUCCAAACUAUCCGGAUGCUGGACGUUGCUGGAACAUUGUUGACAAGUAUAAGGUGACAUUAUUCUACACUGCUCCUACACUGGUGCGGUCUCUUAUGCGUGACGGAAAUGAGUAUGUUACUCGUUAUUCUCGUAAAUCUUUGCGGGUCCUUGGUAGUGUAGGCGAGCCGAUCAACCCAAGUGCAUGGAGGUGGUUUUUCAAUGUAGUUGGAGAUUCAAGGUGCCCCAUAUCAGAUACCUGGUGGCAAACUGAGACAGGGGGAUUCAUGAUUACUCCCAUACCUGGCGCGUUCCCUCAGAAACCUGGUUCUGCCACUUUCCCAUUUUUUGGGGUUAAGCCUGUGAUAGUGGAUGAGAAGGGAGUAGAAAUUGAUGGCGAGUGCAGUGGUUAUUUAUGCAUUAAAAGCUCCUGGCCAGGGGCAUUCAGGACUCUCUAUGGUGAUCAUGAGAGAUAUGAAACAACUUAUUUUAAGCCGUUCUCUGGUUAUUAUUUCAGCGGCGAUGGCUGUAGUAGGGACAAUGAUGGAUAUCAUUGGCUCACAGGAAGGGUUGAUGAUGUGAUUAAUGUCAGCGGACACCGUAUUGGUACGGCAGAAGUUGAAUCAGCUCUGGUUUCACAUCCGCAGUGUGCCGAAGCAGCUGUCGUAGGUGUUGAGCAUGAGGUCAAAGGGCAGGGCAUAUAUGCAUUUGUUACUCUGGUGGAGGGUGUUCCAUACAGUGAAGAUCUCCGCAAAAGCCUUGUGCUUGUGGUUCGAAACCAGAUUGGAGCAUUUGCAGCUCCGGACAGAAUUCACUGGGCACCCAGUCUUCCUAAGACGAGAAGUGGAAAAAUAAUGAGGAGAAUUCUGAGGAAAAUUGCCUCUAGACAGCUUGACGAGCUUGGGGAUAUAAGCACACUGGCAGAUCCAAGUGUUGUUGAUCAGCUCAUCUCUCUGGCUGAUUCCUAAAUCUGCGGCCUUGUUUGAUUGAUUUCUUCUUAAAAACAUCACAGAACCUUUUAGUAGUUCAUGUCAAAUAUUUUUACCAGAAAAUGUGUAUCAAUAAACGGUGAGUGGUCCCAUGAGUGUUUACACAUGUCUUCCGUGGACUUAUACCUCCAGUCACAAUACAUCUAUAGGUAAUAUGAUAUCAUUUUCUCAACA